Lolium rigidum is the source of this 1571-nucleotide messenger RNA. RefSeq lists its product as uncharacterized. The transcript has 14 exons. Bases 1 to 1308 code for a protein of 435 amino acids. Lineage: Eukaryota; Viridiplantae; Streptophyta; Magnoliopsida; Poales; Poaceae. The record is from RefSeq and is a predicted model, not a curated record.
AUGGCAGUUGCUUCUCUUGCUGUGCCUUUCAAUGUUCUUCAUACCGCAAUUAAAUUUGAAUCGCUGCACAUGCUUACCACCCUUCUUUCCAAAAAAGAAUCUCCACUUCAUGGUGCUUUGAGAUCAAUGCCGUCCACAAUCUGGGAAUCUCAUAUCCGUGGUGGAAUUAUAGACGUUCUUCAAAACCGUGUUGUAUCCUCCGAAAAGCUGCAAGCUCUUCUUUUGGCGGAGUGCAUGAUGUCUAUACUAGGUGAGAGUUGGUUGUCAGAUGAUCAUAAAAUCCUGGAUAACAAGAAUGUUAUGUCCGUCGACAAAUUUGUGCUGCUUGUCCUAGAAUCUGCAAGAGUUGAAGUGGCUGUCCUUCUAAAUGAACUUGCCUUUUCAAAGUAUGAGUCAUCAGAAAGUUCUCAGAUAGAUGGUGCCAUCAGCCAGAAACAAAGAAAUCUGGCUAUAUUGUUUUCACUGAUAGAAAGAAUAAUCAAAAUGAUAUCAGAUGCUAGCGGUGGUGAAGGUGAACCAAGUCAAACUAUCCAUGAAAGGACAAUAAUACAGGCAAUUAAAGGAUUAAAUGAGACAAGCAGUCUAGUGUUGGACUUCCUGCAGGAUGCAAAGGAUCACGGGCAGAGGAAAGGUGAUGAUCUUUUGGCAGCUGUGAGAAUAGUGGGAAGCUAUCUGGCAGAGACGCCAUAUGCCUGCCAAGAGAAGACUGGACGUCUACUGGAAUUUAUAUUUUCUAUUGAAGGUCAAGAUGAAUCAAGGCCCUUCUAUUCCGUUCGCUUCAUGCUUCCAAUGCUAUCCCAAAUAACAACGACAGCUGAUGGAUGCAGAACUUUGAUGUCGUUUGGAGGCCAUAAAGCAGUUAUAGACUGCCUAAUUAAAAUGACAGAGCAGAAUGGAAUGAUGGUCGACAAUGGCAGCAUCUUUUUGGCGUGCGAUACUAUCAUAAACAUUAUGUCAAAUAGGAAGAGUUCCCAUAUUCAAAUGGAGCCUUGUUUCAUCUGUCUCCUGCAAGCACUUAUUACAUGGGCUGGAACAACUGAUGCUUCAUCAGUCAUCAUGACAGCCUGCAGCUUGUGCACGAUGGUGAUGGAGUUGACAUCAGAAGAGUUCCUCUUGAGCUGCUCUGAUUUUGACCCCAAGACCCUUGGGAGUUUGUCUGACCUCAUUGUCAGAAGCUUGCAUCAGGAUAUCCCUGACGGCGAUAUGGAACAGUUGAACCAAAAACAAAUAAUCGUAUCAGGCUACAAGCGCUGGGCUGAUCGAUUCCCUCGUGUUAGAAAUGUUGUACAUCAGCAUGUAUCUGUCUGAUCAUCUGUCAGAUCUUCUCUACAUGAAGAGUUCUCUUGUGAAUGAAAUCCUGAUAUGGGAACCUGAAGUGCUACCAUCCCCCGGCAUGAAGUUUAAUCUCAAACGGUCGGUCAUUGACCAUUCCCUUAGCUGAUCUGCUGCUGAUGUGCCAGGAAGUUUAACAUCUCAAAUGGCAGCUCACUGGUUCUUCUGUGUAAUGCAUGUUGGUCUGACAUGAAUACGCUCACUGGGGUGAGCAGGAUGGUAGUGCAUACAUAGCCUAG